Messenger RNA from Suricata suricatta (meerkat), 2845 nucleotides. Its product is annotated as zinc finger protein 181-like. The transcript has 5 exons. Gene Ontology annotation, biological process: negative regulation of transcription by RNA polymerase II. NCBI's taxonomy places the organism in Eukaryota, Metazoa, Chordata, Mammalia, Carnivora, Herpestidae. The record is from RefSeq and is a predicted model, not a curated record. Gene Ontology annotation, molecular function: DNA-binding transcription repressor activity, RNA polymerase II-specific.
UUUAAGAAGCCAGCAGAGAGCGGUCCCGUGGUCCUCUGGAAACCUCGUGUGCGCGACCCGGUAAAGCAAGUCUGCGACGGAGCCAUCCGUGGCGACGUUCCUCUGAGACCGCAGCCCUUUUUCUCCCCGGGCGCUGAUAGCACGCUCGGCCGCGCAGCGUUCUGGGAAGUGUGGUUUUGCGCCGGGGUGGGAGGAGUGCGAGAUGCCGGUAACUUGGCGCCAGACGCGGAGGCACCUGGGAAAUGCCGGACGGUUGUGGGUUCCGUCCUCCGUCCACCCCGCUGUAGCAUCGGGCAGGCGGCAGACUUCCCCAGGGAUAGUGCGGUUCUCGUGACGGCGGUUGCCGUGGUCCGCGGAGGUGCAAACUCCGGACCGCCCGGCGCGGGCCUCGGGGGCCAGGGAGGGCCCGCCGGAACUCAGGCAAGUGUGAGUCCCGGCAGGGCGGCGGGGCGCCGGCCACGCUGGUGCCGAGUCUACCCCGCGGUGUGAGCACCAGCUGGGCCUUAGCUUCCUGGGCCUCUCUGUAAAAGGGGUGUCGCUUACCUCCUUGAAUUGUUGCGAUAAGGAAAUGGGCGAGUGAGUGUGCAGGCUACGCACUGAAAGAAAACCCCGUCCGCAAUGGGCUUUAGCUAAUCCGGUCAUGAAACUGAGGCUUUUCAGUUGUGCAACCUUCAACAGAUUGGCUCAGUAUCGCGGAGUUUGUUUUCUCACCCUUUAGAAAAGAUGUAUGGAAUAAUGUGAAUUUCCACCAUGCAUAGUUGUGAAGAUUGAACGAGCUCUUAACAUGGUUACUGUUGUGAGUCUCCUGUGUGUGUAUAAAAUAUAUACUUAUAUACAUGUAUAUUGUGUGUAUAGUAGAUUUACACGCCGCUGGCGCCUGGUGAAUUUUUACCUCGUGUUGAGCACUCUGCUAGUUCAGGGAAAAAAAUGGAGUCCUACGAUGUGAUUCCCAGUGUACUUUUCCUUGCAAGUGGGUUACGGAACUGCAAGAUAAGCCUCGUUUUUCAUGGCUUCUUUUUUGUGUUCUUGAUCUGCCUUCUCAGGACACUACUCUUCUUAAAGACAAGAACCUUGAAAGAGGAUUGUGUUGACUAUUGGAAAUUGCAAAGUCAUGUUCCAGGUGACAUUUAGUGAUGUGGCCAUAGACUUCUCUCAUGAAGAGUGGGGAUGGCUAGAUUCUGCUCAGAGGAAUUUAUACAAGGAUGUGAUGGUCCAGAAUUAUGAGAACCUGGUUUCUCUAGGUCUUUCCAUACCUAAGCCGUAUGUGAUCAGUUUAUUGGAGGAUGGGAAAGAACCUUGGAUGGUGGAGAAAAAAUUGUCAAAAGAUUGGGAAUCAAGAUGGGAAAAGAAGGAAUUAUUAAUGAAGGAGGAUAUUUAUGAUGAAGAUUCACCCCAAACGGUAAUAGUAGAAAAAAUUACAAAACAGAGUCAUGAAUUUUCAAAUGUUAACAAGGACUGGGAAUUUAUAGAGGAGUUUGAGGGGAAGCAUGAAAAUCAGGUAGAACAUUUCAGACCUGUGACCCUCACCUUUAGAGAAAGUCCCACUGUGGAAGGUGUUUACAAGUUUAGAAGCAUCCUCCAUUUAAAGUCUAUUCUUUCUGAACCAGAGAGAAUUUCUGCUGAAGGGAAAUCACAUAAACAUGAUGUAUUUAAGAAGAGUUUACCAAAAAAGUCUGUCAUAAAAAAUGACAGUAUCAGUGGUGGAAAGAAACUUUUGAAUUCUAAAGAAGGUGUGGCAGUCUUCAGCCAGAGCAAAUCUCUUACCCUUAACCAUUCUUAUAAGAGAGAGAAAGUCUAUACAUGCAAUGAAUGUGGGAAAGCCUUUGGCAAGCAAUCAGUCCUUAAUCGCCACCGGAGAAUUCAUACAGGAGAGAAACCAUAUGUAUGUCAUGAAUGUGGCAAGACAUUUAGCCAUGGCUCAUCCCUAACUCGACAUCAGAUAAGUCACAGUGGAGAGAAACCUUACAAAUGUAUUGAAUGUGGGAAGGCCUUUAGCCAUGUGUCAUCACUUACUAAUCACCAGAGUACUCACACUGGAGAGAAACCGUACGAAUGUAUGAACUGUGGAAAGUCAUUCAGUCGUGUUUCACAUCUCAUUGAACAUCUGAGAAUUCAUACUCAAGAAAAACUCUAUGAGUGUCGAAUAUGUGAGAAGGCCUUCAUUCAUAGGUCCUCUCUCAUUCACCAUCAGAAAAUUCACACUGGAGAGAAACCUUACGAAUGUAGUGAAUGUGGAAAAGCCUUUUGCUGUAGCUCACACCUUACUCGACAUCGAAGAAUUCACAGUGUAGAGAAACAGUUCGAAUGUAACAAAUGUCUGAAGGUCUUUAGCAGCUUAUCAUUUCUUAUUCAGCAUCAGAGUAUUCAUAAUGAAGAGAAACCUUUUGAAUGUCAGAAAUGCAGGAAAUCCUUCAACCAGCCAGAAUCACUGAACAUGCAUUUAAGAAAUCACUCUAGAUUGAAACCUUAUGAAUGCAGUAUAUGUGGGAAAGCGUUCAGUCAUAGGUCAUCCUUUCUUCAGCAUCACAGAAUUCAUACUGGAGAGAAGCCCUAUGAGUGUAUUAAAUGUGGGAAGACCUUCAGCUGUAGUUCAAACCUUACUGUACAUCAGAGGAUUCAUACUGGAGAAAAGCCAUAUAAAUGUAAUGAGUGUGGGAAAGCUUUUAGCAAAGGCUCAAAUCUUACUGCCCAUCAGAGAAUACAUAAUGGAGAGAAACCCAGUAGUGCAAUAAGUGUGGAAAAGCCUUUAGGCCAUAUGAAUCAUUCCACAUGUGAAAAAUCAUAGAAGAGAAAUCAGAAAUUUUAUGAAUGCAAUCUUCACCUCGCUCACCCUACCAAGAACUAA